CCUCUUUCUCCACAACAAACAAUACCAAGCAAGAAUAAGCACUGGUGUCUAGUGCUAUAUUCUCACAAUAUUUAAUCUAAAUAAUACUUCAAAAAACCACAAAAAUGAAAAUCAUCAUGCAACAGUCUUUCAUUUCCACCUCAUUCCUUCUUCUAACAAUUACUUUCUACAGCACUACUACUUUAGCACAACUCUCACCAAUUCAACCCCCUACAACAUCAUCUCCCUCUCCUCCAUCGACGCCAUUACCAGCAGUAGCAUCACCACCAUUACCAACAACAGCGGCAGCACCAACACCAGGACUAAACACAGUUCCACUAGUACCUACAACACCAACCGGUGCUCCAUCGCCCACCAUCGUCCCAAAAGGACCCACCAUUGACAUACUCAGCAUUCUUCAAAAAGCUAAAAGAUUCUCCGUCCUAAUCCGUCUUCUCAAAACCACACAAUUAAUCAACCAACUCAACUCACAGCUAGUAUCAUCACCAUCAGGCUCAGGAGGAUUAACCAUUUUCGCACCAGAAGAUAGUGCAUUCUCCAAACUCAAAGCCGGUUUCCUCAAUUCUCUCAAUGAUAGACAAAAAGUUGAACUCUUACAGUUUCACUCUCUUGCUUCAUUUGUUUCCAUUUCGAACUUUGAUACUCUUACGAACCCUGUCCAAACGCAAGCCGGUGAUGAUGCUAGGCUUCAACUGAACGUCACCACUUACGGUGGAAGCCAAGUUAGUAUGGCUACCGGAGCCGUUAAUGCUAGUGUUACCGGAACUGUUUAUAGUGACAGCAAACUUGCUAUUUAUCAAGUUGAUAAGGUGCUUCUUCCUCUUGAUCUUGUUCUUCCUGCUAAGGCUCCGGCUCUAGCUCCUGCGCCCGGACUUGCUAAGGGUUUGCCUAAGGCUGGAAAAACUAACUCUUCGGCUUUAGAUGAUGGUAGUGGUGCUGGUAGUGAUGAUGGUGAUACGAAGGAUUUACCUGCAGAAGCUUCUGGUGCAGUAUCGUUGAUGAUGUCGGUGAAUGUUGUCGUUGGAAUGGUUUUGGCUGCUGGAGUUGUUCUAUAAAGUGGAUGUGGAAUUGUUGAUGGAGGGGUUCAGUGAUUUUUUGUUGUGGUUUUUGAUAUUCUGUUGUGUUUUGUUUGAGUGAUUCUUAUUGUAUUCUGGCUUUCUUUUACUAUUUAUUCUUCUUCUUUGUUCUUAUUGUUUUGGUAACUUGAAAUUUGUGUUUCUUUCAUGGAUUAUUGGAAUCCAAUUUAUACAUGAGGGGCUUAUGUCCUGUAUAUAAUUUUUUCCAUUUGUAAAGUCAUUCAUUAAUGUUGUAAUGUUAAAUAACUUUUUACUA
Messenger RNA from Trifolium pratense (red clover), 1332 nucleotides. RefSeq names its product fasciclin-like arabinogalactan protein 12. The transcript has a single exon. The coding region runs from base 105 to 1055 and encodes 316 amino acids. The record is from RefSeq and is a predicted model, not a curated record. NCBI's taxonomy places the organism in Eukaryota, Viridiplantae, Streptophyta, Magnoliopsida, Fabales, Fabaceae.